GGGUCUCAGCCAGAUAUGGCGGAGCCGACGGACCCCAUGCCUGGCGAGUCGGCCAAUACCCCCGUCGAAUUGAAUACGCCGGCUCCCCAACCUCCUUCUCAUCCUGCACUACCUUUGGAAGAUAUUAAACAGUCUUUGACUGAGUCUUUGCCUGAGUCUCUUCCAGAGCCCAACGAGGGUCCAGCCUCGACAAGCGAGCCACACCCUCAAUUAGCACCACCGACUGUGGAUCCAAACCAGCAGUCAAGCAUCAGUACCAUCAAUGAGCAAGCCAACCCACCCGCAGUUACGCCAAACACCACUACGUCCGCCGUGGAUCAUUCGUUACCGACAAUAGAUACGUCCCUUCCGCCUAUGGGUCCAUCCCAGCCAAUAUUGGAGACAGCUCUAAAUGACUUUGAUUCAUCGCUCCAGUCAGUGGGCUCUUCUGCGGCGCCUGACUUGUCGCUUCCAGCAAUCGACACCUCUAUGCCUUCAUUCGACUCGGCAUUGCCUGCGAUAGGGACGGAUAUUCCUACAAUGGAUGACGAUCAUUCGUUUGGAGAUCACAGUUUCGGUGACCAUGACCAGGACGUCAAUUCCGGAGCAGCAGACCCCGGUAACAAUGGGAUGCAGCAACAUGGAUCGAUGAACGGCGCAACGCAUUACCAGACGUCCAAUGGUAAUUACCAAUACUCCCAGAGCCCUGCUCCAUCACAACAACAAGAAGCACAUCAACCACCAGGGCCGUCUCAACAUCAAUUCCAGGCCCAGCCACAGCCGAGUUAUCAACCGAAUCUGGACAUCUACCACAACCAAGGGGGUUUCGCAGCGGUGAAUACAACCCCUGGCAGUGGUCAAGGACAGCCAGGGCAAAUUCCACAAGCACCAAUUGGAUCUCCCAUGCCACCAUCAACACCUAUAGGGCAGUACAUGACGGGAUAUUCUUCCAAUGGGUCUCAGCAAAGCAUGAAUUCGAAUGCGCAAAUGCGAUAUCCGCAUCCUGGAGAUCCGAAUAAAAUGCUUUCUGGAGGACGACACAAGAAAGAAGUCAAGCGACGCACAAAAACAGGAUGUUUGACUUGUCGCAAGCGAAGAAUUAAGUGUGACGAAGGACAUCCGGUCUGCAGAAAUUGUGUCAAAAGCAAGCGCGAUUGUAUGGGAUACGACCCUGUGUUCCGACCUCAAGCAUCCACCCCCUCCGUCAUUCAACCGGCUGCGCCGAAUCCUCCCCCGUCGCUUGUUGUCAAUCCUCAAGGCCCUCCUAUUUCAUCUACGCCUUCAUAUCCCUCUGCGCCCCCAGGUUAUAUGCCUGCUUCCUCCCAACCAUUUACACCAACUUUUCACUCUGAAUCUCCCAGCACCUCAAUCGACCAACCUGAUCACGGAGCGUCUCUCGAAAACUCUCUGGGCCCCAUCAAUCCACAAAGCUCCAACGGCAUGCAGUCUUCUAUUGAAAACGCCGAGACUUCAUACAAGGUGAAGAAUCUCCAUGCCGAAGACUUGCUCUCAGUAAGAGGGAUUGCUCCUCCCCCUCCCCAUCCCAUCAGCACACUGCCGCAAGUACGCAUCGGGGAAAUCCAGGCUGUUUUCUUAGCCACAUAUGCCCCUGCUAUUGACAAACUGCUUGAAGUUCGAUGGUAUAUGGACAAGGCACUUCCGGUCUUGAUGGCAGAUGCACAGCUUAUGGCAGACUACGCGGCAUUAAUUGUUGCGUUCAACGAGUGGGAUCUAGAUGACCAAAAUUCCCUCGCACGCCUUGAGAGCUUCGAGGCCUCAAUUAUUUGGAGAAGUAUGUGUCUGUGCCGUCAAGUACCGAACGCAAAAGAUGGUCAGCACGGGUCAGACUGGAAUUUGCUUCUUGCCUAUGCGCGCCUGGAUGCAAUCGAAGCUCUUGUGACCUGGAAACACUUGGAAGAAAACGCUCUAUCUCGGCAGGGAAGAAUAGACGCCACAGUACCACCGGAUCAAUUACCACGCGACCAGUCUGAUCAAUUCUUGUUGCGACAGCUAGACUUCUGGGAGGCACUUGGCACGUUCCUUACACUGCACGACAACGAAGCUAGUUCGGCUAAGCAAAUCGAUGACACUCUUGGGCGUGUUCGUCAACUUCUGGAUACAUACGAGAACCGCGACAUUAUCUACUCAAUUGCUAUUACGCGCCAUUUUGGCCAGCGAUGGCCGGGCUUCCCCAAUAACCUGCCCCAUUCUGGUACAACUAGUGAAAAAGAGCUUGGCACCAAGCUCUUUGUUGCACAGAAGUUCAUCGAAGACGAGGCUGGAGGCAAGGGGACUAGCCAGGUUUACAAACGACUCUGCGGCAUGGCAGUGCGCUCAUGGUGGAUUGCGUGA
Messenger RNA from Penicillium taxi, 2331 nucleotides. Its product is annotated as putative C6 finger domain protein. Lineage: Eukaryota; Fungi; Ascomycota; Eurotiomycetes; Eurotiales; Aspergillaceae. Gene Ontology annotation, biological process: regulation of DNA-templated transcription. The annotation marks the transcript as partial. The record is from RefSeq and is a predicted model, not a curated record. Gene Ontology annotation, molecular function: zinc ion binding; DNA-binding transcription factor activity, RNA polymerase II-specific. The transcript has 3 exons.